CGGGUCCAAAACCCUUUCACUCCUCUCGUCUCUUUCGCUAAACUAGAGUGCAGCUCUGAUGAGCCUGGUGCCAUUUCUGCUGAGCCAAUACGAAUACUACUAAUAGGCAGGGAUUGAGAAACAAGGAAUUCAUAUAUUGUGCUGAAGAGCUUGGUGGGUUUUUAGAAGAUGAUACGAAUCUUAAAGAUUAAGCCCCUAGUAUCUACGCUUGAUUCGUCUUCAGGCCACCACUUUCUUCAGAGAUGCUCUGUGAGUGGGACUUCAAAGGGUAAGGCGAAAUUGAAAACUGCGACGCCGCUGAAGCGCUCAAAGAUAACUACGAAAAAAGGUGCUGCAGAUGGUGCUCCUAAAGGUGCAGGAGGGAAAAGAUAUGCCGAAAGAGAAAAGUUUUAUGAGCAAUGCUUAAGUGCCCCUACACCUGUCAGGUAUUUGACGGAGAAAGAGAGAAACCGGGAAGCGGAACGAGCCAAGUUGGGACUUAUUAGCAAAGAUCGACAGCGUGAAAUUGAUAUGAAGAAAAAGAAUAAGCCAGAAUUUCAGAUCUCAGAAAAACCAACAGUUAUUGGACCUCCGGGAUUGGAUUUGAUAUCACUAGGUUUGGUUGAUGAGGAGAAGUUACCAAAAUAUGAACUGACUGCUGAAGAUGGCCGACGGCUCGCCAAGGAGUAUAGCAGGGUGUUGAUGAGGCGUCACCGGGCAAGGCAAGCAGCAGAGUCAACACUUUUGCGUUUAAAGAAGGAGGCUAUUGAGGCAUUGCCUGAACAUUUGAAAGCAGCAGCUUUGGUGCCCGACAUGACUCCAUUUCCUACAGAUCGGUUCAUGGCAACGCUGACUCCUCCAAUUGAAGGCUACAUUGAGAAAGUUAAGGAAGCUGCAAGGAGGAGCAGUGAGAAGGGGAAGCUCAGAUAGCCAGAGAUGGAGUUAUGCCUGCAUGUUAAGAGUUAUAUGGUUGUUGGAACACUAUCUCUUACUGAAGCCGAGACUGUCAAGAGUUGAAACUUCCGGAAUUAGGCACAUUUACGGCAAAGUGAUGAAACGGGUUUGCUGAAAAUCUGAAAUAGAUUUACAAGUCCAUUUGUGUUUUAGUUAAUAAUAUGCUGCAUGCUUUUUACAAGUCCAUGUGGGCUAAAAUUUGUAUUGUGAGCAGAUUGUUCAACUUUACCUGUUUGCAAGGUUUCAUAGUAAUUUUUGUUUCCUAAUCAAAUUUAAAAUUCUGUAUGAAUUUUGUACUACUUUGAAGGCUUUCUAACCUUACUAAUUGAGCUUGAUGUGAACGUUCAUAUUGU
Molecule: messenger RNA, 1286 nt
Organism: Argentina anserina (silverweed cinquefoil)
Lineage: Eukaryota; Viridiplantae; Streptophyta; Magnoliopsida; Rosales; Rosaceae
Exons: 3
Coding region: 169-909 (246 amino acids)
Cellular component (GO): mitochondrial large ribosomal subunit; mitochondrial ribosome
Source: RefSeq, a predicted model, not a curated record